AUGUCGAUUGACAUCAACUGGGACACCAUCACGGGCGGUGCAGAAGGCUCCGCGCGUGCAGAGAAGAUACGCGCCUUCAUCCACGACCGGUUCCAGCAGGUGACGCUGCCACGAUUCAUUCGCUCAGUUCACGUGCAUUCCUUCGACUUCGGCAGCGUACCCCCGGAGAUUGAGAUUAAAGACAUAUGCGACCCACUACCGGACUUUUACGAAGAUGAUGAAGACUAUCCAGACGAACAAGGGGACGACCUGGGGGAAGACGACACCGAGCAUGACGCCAAGUCACGCGAUUCUAGCAACCCACCUAGUCAUUCACCAAGGAAUAGCCAUUCCAGGGAACGAGGUCGAGAAGCAGACUUGGAGGAAAACACUCCCAAUCAGAAUAGAUUACGCCCCUUUCAACCUCUUGCUAGACCAUCCACCAAGCGCUCGUCAUUAGCUCCCCACGAGCUAGGCAGCCCAUUCUUUCAUGGAGCUCUCACUCCAGGUAUCCCUGGUGGCACCUCCAACAUGAACUACUUCCAUCUGCCUCUAAGUGCAGGCCUCUCUGGUGCUACGACGCCUCUGGCUGCCGUAGCUGGCGCCCAGUUGCAUAAUUGGCUCGACGACCGUCACGGCCGGCCGAGUACGCCAACAAAUAUGCGUCUGCGGAACGCCGCGUCCAUGAACUCGCUAACCCUCACGCCACAAUCCCAUCCAGAUCCCAGCUCAAGACCCUCUUCCAGACACCAACAGGACGAUGGGAAGAAACAGUCCUUUGCCGGAUCAGAUGACAGUCACUCUCAGCACAGCUUUGGGCGGACACCAUCCGCAUCUCCUCACCGUAUGCGUGAGAAGAGCCCUGAUGAUAUACAGGUUGUGACCCAUGUGCAGUACUCUGGCGACAUCAAGAUGUCUCUGACUGCGGAGAUCCUUUUGGACUACCCCAUGCCAAGCUUCGUCGGCAUUCCUCUCAAAUUGAACAUCACCGGACUCACCUUCGAUGGUGUUGCGAUCUUGGCAUAUAUCAAGAAGAGAGCACACUUUUGCUUCCUGUCACCGGAAGAUGCAGAUGCUCUGGUCGGCGGAGAGAAUGGUUUCAACGGUCUUCAGACAGACGCACAAGGUCAAAACCCACGUCCUGUGCAACGACCUAAGAUCGGAGGGCUGUUGGAGCACAUCAAAGUCGAAAGCGAAAUAGGCGGCCAAGGCAGUGGUAAACAGGUCCUCAAGAACGUUGGGAAGGUGGAGUCAUUCGUACUGGAGCAAGUCAGGCGCAUCUUUGAAGACGAGUUUGUCUACCCAAGCUUCUGGACAUUCCUGGUCUAG
Alternaria burnsii is the source of this 1308-nucleotide messenger RNA. Its product is annotated as mitochondrial inheritance component mdm12. The transcript has a single exon. The coding region runs from base 1 to 1308 and encodes 435 amino acids. Gene Ontology annotation, cellular component: ERMES complex. The record is from RefSeq and is a predicted model, not a curated record. Lineage: Eukaryota; Fungi; Ascomycota; Dothideomycetes; Pleosporales; Pleosporaceae. Gene Ontology annotation, biological process: phospholipid transport; mitochondrion organization. Gene Ontology annotation, molecular function: lipid binding.